AUGGCAGAACCAAGCCAGUUUCAAAGUAGAAACAUUGAAGCCGAUGAGCAUAGUAACAACUAUCAAUAUAAUAAUAAUAAUAAUAAUAAUAAUAAUAAUAAUAAUAAUAAUAAUAAUAAUAAUAAUAAUAAUAAUAAUAAUGAUACUACCACUACUACUAUUAUUACUACUACUACUGCUGCUACUACUCUAGCUACUGCUACAACUACUACUACAACUACUACUAAUGGUAAAAAUAUCGCCGACAAUAUACCAUCGGAGCCAUUAAAUUUAAGCAAAAGUUUUGAACAUCUAACUAAUUUUGAUGACAACGACAACGACAAUGAUGAUGAUGAAGAUGAUGAAGAAAAAGAAGUAGAGGGGGAUAAUGAUGAUGAUAAUGACGUAAUCAAACUCAUUGACACUUCGGGUUUAGUUAGAUGUGAAGCAUUCGACAUCGGCCAAAAUUUCAUUCCGAGGUUUUCCAAAAUAGGCGAUGGUGAACACAAAAUGAUUGAUGUAGUUGGCGAUGAUGAUGAUAGUAACGAUGAUGAUGACGGUGUUGGUAAUGUUGAUUGUGAUGAAAUAAACUUUGAAGAAGAAGAAGAAGAAGAUGAUGAUGAUAAAAUGAUCAUAGGUAACGAUUGUAAGGAUAGAAAUGACCGUAAAGGCAAUAGUUGCCACCAAACAGUCAGCAACAUCAACAAGUAUAACGCCAACAAUAACAACAAUCACAACAAAUACAACAUCAACAACAACAACAACAACUACGACAACAACGACAACAACAACAUCAACAACAACAUCAACAUUAAAAACAUCAUCAACAACAACAAUAUCAUCAACAAUAACAACAUCAUCAACAAACACAACAUCAACAUCAACAACCACAACAUCAACAACAACAACAUCAUCAACAACACUCAUCCAAUGAUUCAAAAUUAUUAUUAUGAACGCCUCCGCCAACAAUUUUUAUUUCUGCAAAAUGUUGAGAGAAAUAAACUAAUAAUUGCUCAACAUUUAAGUCAAAGAUUCCACUAUUAUCAAAACUUUUUCCAACAACAACAGCAGCAACAACAACAACAUCAUCAUCAUCAUCAACAACAACAACAACAACAGCAACAACAUCAAAAACUUUAUCAGUAUUGCUAUGGACAACAACAACAACAGCAGCAGCAACAACAUCAUCAUCUAUACUUCAACAGCGCGAAACCCAACUCAGGUAAAACUUAUAGAAGCACAUUAAUGAUUUCAAAAAACAACAACAACAACAGUAACAACAACAGCAGCUGCAGCAAAAACAACAACAGAAAUGAUUUUAAAAGUAUAUACAAUAAGGAUUUCAAUUUGACACGAAAGAUGGCAGACCAAUCGGCGAAACUCAACAAACAGCCAUCAGAUUUUCAAUCGAUUUUUUUGAAAUCUCAAAAUCUAAAAUCGAGUUCCCAAUACGGAACUAAUCUCGCGAGUAAACAAAAGCAACAGCAUCAACAACAUCAACUACAUCAACAACAACAACAACAACAACAUCAACAACAACAACAGCAACCAACAACAAGACGUUUUCAUGAUUAUUUGGGCGAUUUUGUGUGCAAACUUUGUGGCGAAAAAUUCAACACCUCCUUCGAGCUGGCCAACCACAAUUGUUGCAAAAUCAAAAAAGUUAGAUACCAGUGCGAUGAAUGCGAGAAGGUUUUUAACUGUCCUGCUAAUCUGGCUUCCCAUAAAAGAUGGCAUCGGCCUAAACUCACUGUUAAAUGA
Helobdella robusta is the source of this 1740-nucleotide messenger RNA. RefSeq lists its product as hypothetical. Gene Ontology annotation, biological process: neuron differentiation; negative regulation of transcription by RNA polymerase II; regulation of cell cycle process. The coding region runs from base 1 to 1740 and encodes 579 amino acids. Gene Ontology annotation, molecular function: DNA-binding transcription repressor activity, RNA polymerase II-specific; RNA polymerase II cis-regulatory region sequence-specific DNA binding. NCBI's taxonomy places the organism in Eukaryota, Metazoa, Annelida, Clitellata, Rhynchobdellida, Glossiphoniidae. The record is from RefSeq and is a predicted model, not a curated record. The transcript has a single exon. Gene Ontology annotation, cellular component: transcription repressor complex; nucleus.